GCCAUGGUGUCCUGCGGCGCUUUCCACAGCUUCCUCUUCGAGUACGACACCCCCCGCAUCGUGCUGAUCCGGAGCCGCAAAGUGGGGCUCGUCAACCGCCUGGUGCAGCUCGCCAUCCUCGCCUACGUGAUCGGCUGGGUCUUUCUGUGGGAGAAGGGCUACCAGGAAACAGAUUCUGUGGUCAGUUCUAUAACCACAAAGGUGAAAGGAGUAACUCUGACAAACACAUCCGGCUUGGGAGCCAGGAUCUGGGAUGUAGCUGACUAUGUCAUCCCUCCUCAGAGAGAAAACACUGUGUUUGUCAUGACAAAUGUGAUACUCACACUGAACCAGACGCAAGGCCGCUGCCCUGAGCUUCCAGAUGAUAAAACAAUAUGCACAACAAAGGAGGACUGUACUCCAGGAUACGUUGGCACCCACAGCAAUGGCAUUCAGACUGGGGAGUGUAUAUUAUAUAACAGCAGCAUCAGUUCCUGUGAGAUCUUUGCAUGGUGCCCUGUGGAGAAUGACUCUUAUAUACCCAAGCCAGCAUUCCUACAAGAAGCUGAGAACUUUACCAUUCUAGUGAAGAACAACAUUUGGUAUCCUAAGUUCAACUUCAGCAAGCGAAACAUCCUCCCCACUAUCAACUCCACCUACCUCAAGAACUGCAUCUAUGACUCCCAGACAGAUCCCUUUUGCCCUAUCUUUCGUUUAGGGAAAAUAGUUGAAGCUGCGGGGCAGAACUUCCAAGAAAUGGCUGUGGAGGGUGGAGUCAUGGGGCUGCAGAUCAACUGGGACUGCAACCUUGACAGAGCUGCUUCCCACUGUGUGCCAAGGUACUCCUUCCGUCGCCUUGACAGCAAGGACUCUGCCCACACUGUGUCACCUGGAUACAACUUCAGGAUGUGGUGGGAGACUGCUGUCACGAGAAAGCUGACAGGACAAGGGUGUGUUUGGUUUGCAAAAUACUACAGGGAUCAGAAUGGCACUGAAUCACGGACACUUGCCAAAGCUUAUGGCAUCCGCUUUGAUAUCAUAGUGUUUGGAAAGGCAGGAAAAUUUGACAUAAUUCCUACAAUGAUUAACAUUGGCUCGGGCUUAGCGCUGUUUGGUGUGGCAACCGUUCUAUGUGACAUUGUUGUCCUGUAUUGCAUGAAGAAGAGAUAUUUCUAUCGAGAGAAGAAAUACAAAUAUGUGGAGGAUUAUGAACUGGGUGGCAGUGAGACAUAUGGAACAAACUCCUAACCUCCUGCUGCUGCAGCACCAACUGCUGAAUGUGAACUGCUGCUGUGAAUGUUACUCUGAACCUGCUAGAAGACACCCUCCCCCUUUUUUUGGGAAGAGGAAAGGGAACAACAGAUCCUAUUCACUGCUCAUCACCUUUGCUGGCCAGAGCCUACACCCAAAAAGAGGAACUGAACCUGCUUUCUGUCUGCUGUCUUUCCAGGGUAAUUGAGCAAAGCACAUGCGGGGGAUUGUGCUUCUGUGCCACGCCUCUGCACAAGCUAAGCCUGGGCCAGGGACUGCUCUGUCACAGUCAUUUCAACAAUCCUCUUUUCUCCAAGUUCCCUGGUACCAGAAAGCUGUGAAGCCCUUAACAGAUACAGAUUCUUCCUUGGCCCCUGGUACGUCGCCCCUGCUGGGUGUGGCCUAGUCUUAGGAGAGGAGCGCCUUGCUGUUAUCGAAUCACUUUUCCUCACUGUUAAGAUCAGGAUGUUUAGCUAAGACUGCACCAUUUGAUUGUGUUUUCAGGCUCCAGUGGCCACAAACUGAGAUGUAGUAGUGUCCAUUUUUAUUGUGCUAUGACAGUGAAGGGCUUUAGGUGACUGGCUUACUUGUUACAAUUUUUUUUUCUCCCUAGUUUGACCGUUUUUAUGUUACUAUUAAAAAUGAAAGUCAAAUUUAAAGUAAAGUACUACCCUCUAUGAGCUAUCUUGGAGGCCUGCAAGUUUCUUUUCUUCCCCAUAAGGAUUAGAGCCAGUUAACUACCUUCACUUUAUACAGGCAGAAACUCUUACUAGUGAGCUAUCAUCGACGCCAGUGCUGCAUUCAGCUUUGCCUCUCGACUCUCAGCAACAGCGCUGUGUGACACCUAAGGCAUCUGCUCCACCUGUUCUCCUGACUGACGUGUCCAAAGGUUGUGUCUGUUUGCAGGACAGGCAGUUCACUUUAUCUGUGUCUGUUGUAUUGGAAGACGUUCCUGUGAGUUAAAACUCUACCCAAGGGAAACUGGGGGCCAGCACUGUCUUAGCCAAAGGUUAGUACAUUCCCUGGCAUCCCUUCCAUAUCUUGGUACUGAGGGACUUUUCACCUCCAGACCCUCUAUCUGGCUGUUUAAUGUGCUUGCUCAGUUUGCCUUAAGUGCAUCUGUUGACUGCUGUCUUCUGGUGACCCUGAGCUUCUCCAGUGAGAGCACUGACUUGCAAAGAACAGUUCUUCCUUUUUCUGAAUCUUUUCCAGUAUUACAGAGCUCUGGGAGCUAUUG
Messenger RNA from Rhea pennata, 2467 nucleotides. RefSeq names its product purinergic receptor P2X 4 (gene P2RX4). Gene Ontology annotation, biological process: response to ATP; calcium ion transmembrane transport. Lineage: Eukaryota; Metazoa; Chordata; Aves; Rheiformes; Rheidae. Gene Ontology annotation, molecular function: ATP binding; extracellularly ATP-gated monoatomic cation channel activity; purinergic nucleotide receptor activity. The transcript has 13 exons. The coding region runs from base 4 to 1227 and encodes 407 amino acids. Gene Ontology annotation, cellular component: nuclear inner membrane; plasma membrane. The record is from RefSeq and is a predicted model, not a curated record.